This is a messenger RNA of Cyprinus carpio (common carp), 1841 nucleotides long. RefSeq names its product dual specificity mitogen-activated protein kinase kinase 5-like. Gene Ontology annotation, molecular function: protein binding; MAP kinase kinase activity; ATP binding. The record is from RefSeq and is a predicted model, not a curated record. Gene Ontology annotation, biological process: protein phosphorylation; MAPK cascade. Lineage: Eukaryota; Metazoa; Chordata; Actinopteri; Cypriniformes; Cyprinidae.
CAGCUUCCGGGUAAAUGUCAGAACACUUCCGCUAAAACUUCCUCUGCUUUGCUUUCAAUGUUGACAGUUUGUUAACUACUGAAAAUAAUAGUUUUUCCAUGUUUUGAUUUUUGUUUUAAACAUAGUUUAAAUCGGAUUAGCAGUGGGCAGUACAUCAGGAAUGAUACGUCGCUCGGUUAUUAGCCGCUGCGGGGGUUUAGUGGGAAAUACUCGCAUGUUUUCUUCACUGUUAGUGAGCUAAGCCGCUAGCUGUCUAGCCUGCUGUACAGCUGCUGUGUGUCCGGGAGUCUGCACUGAAAGCCAAGAGUAUGUUUCUCGCUGUGCUUCUGUUAUGCUUCUACUUGUUUUGAAUAACCUGUGCAGCAUGGAAUCUGAGGGCAUCGUGAUCCGGAUAAAGACGCCGGUGGGAGACAUGGACUCCUCAGUGGACUCUCCAUCACAUCUCAACUUUAACGAUCUGCUGGCCGCGAUCAGGGAUGUCAUGCCUGAAGCCACAGUCACAGCUUUUGAAUAUGAGGAUGAAGUUGGUGACCGAAUCACGGUUCGCAGUGAUGAGGAGCUCAAAGCCAUGCUGUCGUAUUAUUGCAACACAGUAAUGGAGCAACGCAUCAAUGGACUGUUACCUGAGCCUUUACAGAUAUUUCCACGAGCCGGUAAGACCCCAGGGAUCCGCAACAUACACGGCUUGAAGGUGAACACGCGGCCCGAAUCCUCGAGUGGCAGGGGCUCCUCUGCGGCUGAUUCCCGGUCCAAUGAUAGCAGUUUAAAGAAAUCUUCAGCUGAGCUUAAGAAGAUUUUGACAAAUGGACAGAUAAAUGAACAUGACCUCCAGUACCAGGAGCAGCUUGGCCAUGGAAAUGGCGGAACGGUUUACAAAGCUUACCACUUGCUUGGGAAGAGAAUUGUAGCGGUGAAGGUUAUUCCUCUCGACAUCACAGUGGAGCUGCAGAAGCAGAUCAUGUCUGAGCUUGAGAUCCUUUAUAAGUGUGAUUCUCCAUACAUCAUAAAGUUCUACAGUGCUUUCUUUGUGGAGAACAGAAUAUCAAUAUGCACUGAGUUUAUGGAUGGUGGCUCUCUGGAUGUCUACUGGAGAAUCCCAGAGCAUGUGUUGGGCAGAAUUGCUGUUGCGGUGGUAAAAGGAUUAACGUACCUCUGGAGCCUGAAGAUUUUACACAGAGAUGUGAAACCCUCCAACAUGUUGGUUAACACACGGGGUCAAAUCAAACUGUGUGACUUUGGAGUCAGCACACAGCUGGUGAACUCCAUUGCUAAAACAUAUGUUGGAACCAAUGCAUACAUGGCGCCAGAGCGGAUAUCAGGGGAACAGUAUGGUAUUCACUCAGACGUGUGGAGCGUAGGAAUCUCUUUCAUGGAGUUGGCAUUGGGCUCUUUUCCAUAUCCACAGAUUCAAAAGAACCAGGGUUCCUUAAUGCCUCUUCAGUUAUUGCAGUGCAUUGUUGAUGAGGAUCCUCCGGUGCUUCCAAUUGGUCAGUUCAGUGAGAAAUUUGUCCACUUCAUUACACAAUGUAUGAGGAAGCAACCCAAAGAAAGACCAGCUCCAAACAAUCUUAUGGACCACCCCUUUAUCAUGCAAUAUAAUGAUGGCAACACGGAGGUCGUGUCCAUGUGGGUGUGCCGCAGUCUAGAGGAGCGCAAAAGCCACCAAGCACAGAGACUCAUGUGAACAGCAGCGGCACCGGAUGGAAUUCUGGGAUAAUAUGGUGUCCACAUUUCCUAACUUUACUCUUCCACUGAACCUAGAGAAGCAGCAGCUGAUCUUGCAGCACCUCCCACAGAGCACCUCCUCCCAACCUUGAGUUAAAUGGUGCAUGGUGAGAGAA